AUGUCCGGCGACGAUACUAGCUCGGUUGCCGUGGCAUUGCGCGUGCGUCCCCUCGUCAAAUCGGAGGUGGAACGCGGCUGCCGCAUUGCCCUCGAGCGCUCGGCGAACGGUUCUCCCCAGGUGUCCAUCAAUCGCGGCGAGUGCUACACAUACAACUAUGUCUUCGACAUCAAUGACACCCAGAAAGAUCUGUUCGAGUCGUGUGUUCAGGGAAAGCUGAAGAAGCUGCUCGAUGGCUAUAAUGUGACCAUCCUGGCGUAUGGCCAGACUGGCUCUGGCAAAACAUACACAAUGGGGACGGCCUUCAAUGGUGUCCUCGACGACGAUGUGGGCGUAAUUCCGCGGGCCGUCCAAGAUAUAUUUCUGUACAUUAACGAACUGAAGGACGAGUACAAGUUUAUCGUGACCUGUUCCUUUGUGGAGCUGUACCAGGAGCAGUUCUUUGAUCUCUUCUCGCCGAAUAAGCGCGACAAGGCCACCGUGGACCUUCGCGAACUACAGAAUCGCAUUGUAAUGCCCGGCCUCACCGAAUUGGAGGUCACUUCCGCCAGUGAGGUAACCGAUCAUCUAAUUCGUGGCUCUGCCGGUCGGGCUGUAGCAGCCACUGCAAUGAACGAGACCUCGUCCCGCUCUCAUGCCAUUUUCACGCUCACCGUGGUCUCCAGCAAGCUGGAUGGAAGUAAGGUGGUGACCACCUCCAAGUUCAAUCUCGUGGAUCUGGCUGGCUCUGAACGCUGCUCCAAGACACUGGCGAUUGGCGACCGCUUCAAGGAGGGGGUCAACAUCAAUAAAGGCCUGCUGGCCCUCGGCAACGUGAUCAACGCAUUGGGCUCCGGACAAACUGCCGGUUACAUACCGUACCGACAGUCAAAGCUGACGCGCCUGCUGCAGGACUCGCUGGGCGGAAACUCAAUCACAUUGAUGAUUGCCUGCGUCAGUCCAGCGGACUAUAACGUGUCCGAGACCCUAAGCACCCUGCGCUAUGCGGAUCGUGCAUUGCAGAUAAAAAACAAGCCAGUGGUUAACAUGGAUCCCCAUACGGCCGAGAUCAAUACGCUGAAAGACAUCAUACAGAAGCUGCGCGUAGAGCUGCUGGCCUUCGGCAAGAUGAGCAGCUCCAUUAAUUGUGCUGUGGGGGCGGCCGGACUCGAACCGCUGACAAACGGCGUUGAUGGUACGCCGGUGGCAGCCUCCGCGGCUUUUGCUGACCAACGUGGUCUUCAAGAUUUAGUCAAGACGCUGCAGGAAAAGAUCCGUAAGUUGCAGAAGGAGCUACACCAGGCCUUGAGCGACCUCACCGAGAAGGAGAUGCGGGCCCACAUAGCCGAGGCAGCCCAUGAUAAGCUCAAGACUUACAUGGUCCAGCUUAGGAGCAAGCUGCAAAAAAAGCUGAAAGCAGAUGGCGCCGAGACAUCGGACCCAUCGGAUGAUAUGCGAGAGAUCCGUCAGCUUGUGGAUCAGGUCGACGAGGAGCUUCAGCGCACCGAGAACGAGCUGCAGACCCAUGGACACGAAUCGAGAUCGAACCACAGAACAAAUGGGGAUGGUGAGGGCGAGGGCGACGGCAUGGGCGAUGAGGUGCACGAGCUGCUCAAUUCCCAGUCGGAGGACUACACGAACAAGCAGCUGGAUCUGGUCGGCGAACUGCGCACCAUCAAUCGCCAACUCGACCUCAAGCAGGAGCUGCACGAGCGCAUUUGUCGCAACUUCAGCAAGCUGGAGGACGACGAUGACGAUAAGGUGAAGCAGUCCAACCAGAAGAUCGACGAACUGGAAAGCGAGCGGCGUGACCUGCUCGACCAGCUGCGCAACAUCAAGAACAAGGAUGCCUCCGCCAAGCUUGCCGAAGAGCGGCGCAAGCGGCUGCAGCUGCUGGAGCAGGAGAUCACCGAAUUGCGGCGGAAGCUCAUCACACAGGCCAACAUGCUGAAGAUGCGCGAAAAGGAGCGCGAGAAGAUCAACAAUUUGAGCAGCGAAAUACGGGCCAUGAAGGAGUCCAAGGUGAAGCUCAUCCGGACGAUGCGAGGCGAGUCGGAGAAGUUCCGCCAGUGGCGGUCGGUGCGAGAGAAGGAGCUCACCCAGCUAAAGAGCAAGGACCGCAAAAUGCAGAGCGAAAUGGUGCGCCAGCAGACCCUGCACACCAAGCAGCGGCAGGUGCUGAAGCGCAAGUGUGAGGAGGCCCUGGCCGCCAAUAAGCGGCUGAAGGACGCCCUAGAUCGCCAGGCAUCGGCACAGCGUCAGCGCCAUGCCAAGGAUCACACGGGCGCUGCCAAGACAGACUCAUGGGUGGAUCGCGAACUGGAGAUCAUACUCUCACUGAUCGAUGCCGAGCACAGUCUCGAACAGCUCAUGGAGGACCGGGCCACUAUCAACAACCACUACAAUCAGGUGAAAGCUGGCGGGGAUCAAAAAGAACUGGCCAGCAUCGAGGAAGAGCUGGAGAUGCGCAACGCCCAGAUAGCCGAUCUCCAACAGAAGGUCUGCCUCAGCGAUUUAGACAAACGCAGCAAGGCCCUCGCCGAAGGCGUCCAGAGCAUCAGCGAAUCGCGGGCCGUCAGCAAGCAGCUGCUGAAGAGUCUCGUCCAGCAGCGGCGCCAGCAGGCGCACAGCUUCAACGAGCAGCGUACCGCCAUGGAUGAGCAGCGAUCCCAGCUGCAAGAGGCCCAGCAGCGGCUCGAGGACCUGGGCAAGCGGCUGCGCCAGACCGAGCAUCAGCACGAGGAGGAAAUGCUCGCCCAGCAGCGCGCCUACGAGGAAAAGGUGGCCGUUCUGCUGCGCACGGCGGCGACGCAUCAGCCCGCAAACGAGAACCAACAGAUUAUCGAGGAGCUGCUGAGCAGCCGCGAAGCACUUCAGCAGCAGUACGAUCGUCUGAAGUCGAGAAAUCAAAAGGUGCCCGCAAAAGAAAAGCAAAGUAAGGCGGCCCCAUCUGAAGAGAAUCUCAAUGCGAGCGUUCAGUUCCUCUCGGAGACCGUUGAAAUUGUGAGCGAUUCCAGCGAUGACCCCGACUGGGUUCCCCAGACUAACAAAGGGCGCUCCAAGAGAUCAUCGCAGUUGGUCAAUGACAGAACCGAACAGAGCAACACACUGGCCCAGGAGACGUCGACCAGCGAACAGCAGCCGGUCCUCCCCACAAAUAGCGAAGCCAAUGGGUCGAUCACUUCCCAGGACUCCGCCUCGGUCACGGAGGUGUCAAUGAAGUGCAAGUGCCGCACAAAAUGCAACUCAAAACGCUGCGGCUGCUUCACCGGCGGCCAGGGCUGUGCCGAGCAGUGCAGCUGCAAGGGCUCAUGCAAGAAUCCAAUGAACUGUAACGCGAAGCCACCGCCAUCACAAUCGCACAGGGCUGAUGUUAUUGUCGAGAUAAAGGAGGAACUGCCGCAACAGCAGGAGGACAAUGACAUGGCGGGCCAAGAUUCUACAUUUGCCUCGCAAGAGUCUGCGUCCACUGUCAAUGUGCUAUCGCCUACCAAGCGAUCGAUCGAUCAGAAUGCUGUUCCACCACCAUAUGGCAGGUCCCUUUCCACAGAUGAUUUCAGCGCCCCCAAGCUAGCCAGGUCAGAAAAACGAAGAAAACGACACAGCACCUGAAAAAUAUUCACUUUUCAAAUAAAAC
Molecule: messenger RNA, 3616 nt
Organism: Drosophila obscura
Lineage: Eukaryota; Metazoa; Arthropoda; Insecta; Diptera; Drosophilidae
Gene: Klp3A
Product: chromosome-associated kinesin KIF4
Biological process (GO): mitotic spindle organization; microtubule-based movement
Molecular function (GO): microtubule motor activity; ATP binding; microtubule binding
Source: RefSeq, a predicted model, not a curated record